AUGGAGCACCAUGAUUAUGGGGUUACGACGGAUGACAUACUUGAGGUCCUUGAUGAGAUGGGACUCGAGUUGGAAAGUCAAGAGGAUAUCAAUGAAUUAGUACAAGCCGUGCAGGACAUCGACAGUGGCUCACUCGAUGAUUCGGUGUUCAUCGAUAAACAGCUGGAAACGCUAGAAGACGAGUAUCAACGCCAAGAACCUCCAAUUUCCACUUAUACGCUACCGAUUUCACAGAGAAGACCAGAUGCUCUUUAUACGGAUCAAUUUCUCCCUGAGUACCGGCCACGUUUAGAUGCUACACAUUUAACGAUCUCUGCCAUUCCUGAUGUUGAUAGAUUGAUCGCUUGUGCCUACGAUAUGAUUGGACAUCUUUACGAAACGUCGAAGGAAAUCGACAAUUAUCUCGCUUCACACAAUCAAGGAUUUAAUUUGGAGUUGAAUCGAAACUCAGAAAAUAAGGAAAAUUUAUACACAGAAAACAUGGAGCCAAGUAGGGUGCCCAUUUCACGAUCUCAUUCAUUUGAGUGUCAGACGAAAAUUCCACCAACCCAACCCAGCAAAAUUCACCGAAUCUAUUCCCAGCCGUGCACCUCAAAUCCAGAUAACGUCAAAAAGGCUACAGAGGCGGAAAGAGAAUUGGAACCACUAAAAAGUGCUAAGGAAUUAGGUCUUCGUUCGAUUCUAAACCCGGAGCCGGGUCGGUUGGGUUACCGAUGUGAUCCCGUGAGGAAAUUAGAGAUGGUUCGCGAAGGAUGGAAACAAAUGCCGCCGGUAAACGAGAACAAACGUCUGGCUUUGAGGUGGAGGGUUCGUGAGUAUAUGCUGCGACAAGCGGAACCAAGUUAUGAUCCUCGAAGGGCCUUUCAAAAAGGCCCUUCGAAGCCACUAAUCCAUCCGAAAGACUGGUCUCCAAGACCGUAUCUCGAU
Mesorhabditis belari is the source of this 927-nucleotide messenger RNA. The record is from the annotation of a GenBank genome assembly. NCBI's taxonomy places the organism in Eukaryota, Metazoa, Nematoda, Chromadorea, Rhabditida, Rhabditidae.